Clonostachys rhizophaga is the source of this 228-nucleotide messenger RNA. The record is from the annotation of a GenBank genome assembly. Lineage: Eukaryota; Fungi; Ascomycota; Sordariomycetes; Hypocreales; Bionectriaceae.
AUGGAGGCAGGCGAUGGUGGAUCACGAGCUCGGCACGUCUCUGGACAAGACUUCCUUGCCUUAACUCAAGGCAAGCCCUCAUGCCAGCCACGGCGACGAGAAAUUGAGCCUGCAGGCCGGCCUGGUCGGCCAAUUCGAAAGCCUGUGAGACAAGCAAUCGGCAUUGGGUUGGAUGACUUGCCUUUCCUGGACAAUUGGGCAUUCCCUUUCAUCAUCUGGGGGGGAUGA